CCCGAGAAUGGACAAAUAUGACUGUUUUCUGGAGGCCGGCGGGUUUAUCGACGAAACAAGCGACAUAACCGAAGAAGAUGAUGUCUUUAAAGAGGUGGACUUGCAUGACAUUGACACGGAUCUUCCAGACACAUUGGAGGCGGAUUGUUCGCUGAAUAGAUGGGUGUCUGAGCUCAGCAUCAGCGAGCUUCAGGAUGAGGCCUUACCAGUGGUCAACAGUGAAGGGGCACAACUCGGACUAGGUCAUACAG
Aplysia californica (California sea hare) is the source of this 251-nucleotide messenger RNA. RefSeq lists its product as uncharacterized. Lineage: Eukaryota; Metazoa; Mollusca; Gastropoda; Aplysiida; Aplysiidae. The record is from RefSeq and is a predicted model, not a curated record.